Penicillium griseofulvum is the source of this 1140-nucleotide messenger RNA. RefSeq lists its product as uncharacterized. The coding region runs from base 1 to 1140 and encodes 379 amino acids. The record is from RefSeq and is a predicted model, not a curated record. NCBI's taxonomy places the organism in Eukaryota, Fungi, Ascomycota, Eurotiomycetes, Eurotiales, Aspergillaceae. The transcript is spliced from 3 exons.
AUGUCUAAGUGGGAACACCCCUCUCGAAGUCACCCAACCACUCAUCAUCAGGACUGUGAAAGCAGUUUUGAGAACGUCAUCCAAACGUUGGGCCAGGGAAUCAGAAAUAGCAAGCCUAAAGAAUAUGUCUACGACACAGCCGUCGUUCUCGGUCUACGAUGGAGCAAUGAUGACCUAGGCUUGGCCAAACCUCAAGAUGGACUUCUCCAAACAUUUCGGAGACAAUAUGGAUUCGAAACGGCUAGUCUGCUUAUCCCCUCAACCUCUAGUGAAGAUGCAUUGGCAGCGAUGUAUCACACAAUCUAUAAACUCCGCCAGGACUAUAAAAUGGACCGCGAUGUUAGCCCUCUCCAUCGGGGCACGUUAUUUGUGCUCCACUAUAUCGGUCAUGCUGUAUCCGAAUCAGAAUCGAAGUUUGAAAUCUGUGGAACCCGCAGCCCUGACGCGGUUAGAAUCCCGUGGUCCUCUAUUCAUCUUGGCAUGAAGGCAGACGUCCUCGUUCUAAUCGACACCUCCUUCUCUGGGAGCUUCCAGGAGCCAUGUUACAGCUUGGGGAAAAUACUACAGUACAGUGAUCGUGCUGCUGAGCACUUGUUCUCGACAGGCAACGAGAUUUCUGAUCAGAACGGUCCCACUUACGAUGUUAACAACAAUUUCACGACCCGUCUGACAGAACUUCUGUAUGCCGCGUCGCCAGUACCGGUUACUAUUGUACAGCUCCACGAGGCUCUCUGUUCCCAGGCCAAUGACCCAAGUACCAAGCUGCGCUAUACUCCUCAGUAUAUUGACUGUCGCAAACCGACGAUCGUUCUCCAGCAUGUCGAUAAUACCGCGUGGAGAAUCGAAAAUCCGACAAGAAAGGCACAAAUACCUAAGGGGCGUGUCCUAGUUUCCGUAACCAUUCGAGGGAAUACCGCUCGCGGCCAAGUCAAGCAGUGGCAGACGUCGCUAUCAAAAAUGGACGCCGAGGUGACCAUCGCAGGUGUCUUUGACCUUCAAGGAUUUAUAAGUUAUGUGGAGUCUCACAACCAACUGGCAUCCGAUACCAGCGCUGGUAGCCCCCUCGUAGCCACGCUACCAGAGAGAUCAAAGGAUCCAGCGUAUGUUGACUAUGUCAUGCUCUCUCAUACGGAGGAAUAA